This is a messenger RNA of Prunus avium (sweet cherry), 1479 nucleotides long. The record is from RefSeq and is a predicted model, not a curated record. Lineage: Eukaryota; Viridiplantae; Streptophyta; Magnoliopsida; Rosales; Rosaceae.
CUCGCCCAGAGGCCUCGCGGCAGCUGAGCUUCGCAUCGCUCUCUUCGUCCCUUCGAAUUGGACGAAACCCCAAUUUCGAUUAUAAUAUUUCAUGCUAUGUGUGUAUGUAUAUGUUGAUGUAUAAUAUAUAAUAUACACGCGCAUAUACAUACACAUUAUAUAAAUACUCUGUCCUCUGGUUCUUCUCUCGCUACCUUCUGCGACCUAAUCGUUCUGAGAUCGGAGGCGUUUUUGGGGAGCACGAUGACGAAUACUCACGGUGUGGUGCUCGAUGGCGAAAGCGACGGCGUUUUGGACUGUCAGCUGAAGCGUGAGAAGCUCAUUAUUGAUACUGACCCUGGAAUUGAUGAUACCAUGGCUAUCUUAAUGGCAUUUCAAACUCCGGAGUUGGAAAUCUUGGGAUUGACAACAAUAUUUGGUAAUGUUACCACAGAAGAUGCCACUCGCAAUGCCUUGCUUCUGUGUGAGAUCGCAGGGCAUCCAAGUUUGCCUGUGGCGGAGGGAAGCCCUGAGCCUCUGAAGGGUGGAAGGCCACGUGUUGCUGACUUUAUACAUGGUUCUGAUGGAUUGGGGAACAUAUUUCUACCUCCUCCAGAAAGAAAGAAAAUUGAGAAGAAUGGUUCUGAAUUUUUAGUUGAUAUGGUCUCUGAAUAUCCUGGAGAAGUAUCUAUACUUGCUCUUGGUCCCUUGACAAACUUAGCACUGGCAAUCAAAAGAGAUUCUUCCUUUGCGAAAAAGGUCAAGAGGGUGGUCGUACUUGGUGGUGCUUUCUUUGCACUGGGAAAUGUAAAUCCUGCUGCGGAAGCAAAUAUUUAUGGAGACCCGGAAGCAGCAGAUGUUGUGUUUACUUCUGGGGCAAACAUUACUGUUGUUGGAAUAAAUAUUACAACCCAAGUUCAAUUUACAGAUGAUGACCUCCUUCAACUGCGUCAAUCUAAAGGAAAGCAUGCUCAGCUGAUAAGCAACACGUGCAAAUUCUACAGAGAUUGGCAUGUUGAAUCUGAUGGUGUUCAUGGGAUUUUCCUUCACGACCCAGUCAGUUUUGUAGCACUGGUCCGGCCUGAUCUCUUUACAUACAAGAAGGGGGUUGUGAGGGUUGAAACUCAGGGCAUCUGUGUUGGGCACACACUGAUGGAUCAAGGACUUAAAAAUUGGAAUUCAAGCAAUCCAUGGACAGGCUAUUCCCCUGUUGAAGUUGCUUGGACAGUGAAAGUGGAUGAAGUCCUCGAUUAUAUAAGAAGUCGAUUAAUGAAAUCGUGAAAGCUGUGGCAUUAUGUAACUGCAAUCCAAAUGUCAAUAAAAACACAAAUUGUAAAAUGAAAGUUGGGUUGCCUCUUGUUACCGACGAAAAUUGCUUCAUGAAUUUUCUUUCCUUCUUAGAGCUAGUAAAGAGCUAGCUCGCCUGUGCAACCUUCCCCUUCAAUAUCCUGAACUUGUAAAACAUUUGCUAAAUAUUUAUCCAAUUAGCUGUUAAUGAAA